Uloborus diversus is the source of this 2232-nucleotide messenger RNA. It is a transcript of the gene Gdi, whose product is annotated as rab GDP dissociation inhibitor beta-like. Lineage: Eukaryota; Metazoa; Arthropoda; Arachnida; Araneae; Uloboridae. Bases 129 to 1460 code for a protein of 443 amino acids. Gene Ontology annotation, molecular function: Rab GDP-dissociation inhibitor activity. Gene Ontology annotation, cellular component: cytoplasm. Gene Ontology annotation, biological process: small GTPase-mediated signal transduction; protein transport; vesicle-mediated transport. The record is from RefSeq and is a predicted model, not a curated record. The transcript is spliced from 10 exons.
GGUGUCUGCUGGUGCUGUUGGGUUGCGGUGGUUUUACAAUCAUCUACCGCGGGCGGUGGAGUGAUCGUCGAUCGUCAAAUAAGCGUUUCGUGUCUUGUGCUUGGAAAAGUACUGUAAGGAAAUUCAUUAUGGAUGAGGAAUACGACGCUAUUGUUUUAGGAACUGGCCUAAAAGAAUGUAUCUUGAGUGGGAUGUUAUCUGUAAGUGGUCGGAAAGUCCUGCAUAUGGAUCGAAAUAAGUACUAUGGAGGAGAAAGUGCAUCUAUUACUCCCCUCGAAGAACUCUUCUCAAAAUUCAAUAUGCCUGCGACACAAUUAGAAGAAUAUGGAAGAUCUAGAGAUUGGAAUGUUGAUCUUAUUCCAAAGUUUUUAAUGGCAAAUGGACAACUAGUUAAACUUCUCAUACACACUGGAGUCACAAGAUACUUAGAAUUUAAGUCCGUUGAAGGUAGCUAUGUGUAUAAAGGAGGAAAGAUAUAUAAAGUUCCUGCUGAUGAAAAAGAAGCCCUAGGAUCAAAUUUGAUGGGCAUGUUUGAAAAGAGGAGAUUUCGAAAUUUCUUAGUUUAUGUACAAGAAUUCAAUCCAGAAGAUCCAAAAACAUUUAAGGACGUUGAUGUCAAUGUCACGACAACUGCUCAACUCUAUGAAAAGUUUGGUUUGGAUAAAGACACUGCUGAUUUUACUGGGCAUGCUUUAGCUUUGUAUCGUGAUGAUGAUUAUUUGGCAAAACCAUGUUUAGAAACUGUCAACAGAAUCAAACUUUAUAGUGACUCCUUGGCACGCUAUGGAAAAAGCCCAUAUCUGUACCCUUUAUAUGGCCUAGGAGAACUUCCUCAAGGUUUUGCAAGAUUAAGUGCUAUCUAUGGAGGAACCUAUAUGCUUGAUAAACCUAUCGAUGAAUUAGUCAUGGAGAAUGGCAAAGUUGUUGGCGUACGUUCAGGAAAUGAAACUGCAAGGUGCAAGCAAGUCUACUGUGACCCUUCAUACGUUCCAGACAAGGCAGAAAAAGUCGGCCAGGUUGUCAGAUGCAUCUGCCUUUUGAAUCACCCCAUUCCAAAUACUAGAGAUGCUCUUUCAUGCCAGAUUAUCAUUCCACAGAAACAAGUUGGCAGAAAAUCAGAUAUCUAUGUAUCCCUUGUAUCUUAUACACAUCAAGUGGCAGCAAAGGGUUGGUUUGUUGCCAUGGUGAGUACUACUGUGGAAUCUGACAAUCCAGAACAAGAAAUAAAACCUGGUUUAGACCUAUUGGGACCAAUUAAACAAAAGUUUGUAUGGGUUAGUGAUGUUUUCAAACCUAAAGAUUAUGGUGAAGCAAGCCAAAUAUUUAUAUCAGAGUCAUAUGAUGCAACAUCUCACUUUGAAACUACCUGUCUAGAUGUACUUAACAUCUUUAAACGAGGAACUGGUGAGGACUUCGACUUUUCCAAAGUAAAACAUGAUCUUGGAGAUGAACAGGAAUAAUUAUGUAAAAAGAAUAUCUGCAUCAUCUGCACAGUAUCACUGAGCCUAGCUGAUGCUGUUUUUCCUGUUUAAUUCAAUAUGCGGCAGGGCUUGAUUUAAGCGUAUGCUUCUGUCUUUUUGGGUGAUCAUCAACAUCACCAACUGCUUCAAGUGGUGAUUCCAAAAUGAAAAAUAAAGAAAUUACAGAAAAAAAUGUGGCCAUGAUUUUGAUUGGAUUAUAACUGAGCUAUUAUUACUCGUUUUUCAUAUUGUGAUUUGUAGUCCAUGAAUUUUAAUAUUUAAGAUCAGUGACUAGCUAUAAAAAUAAAGAUAGUCAAAUAUCUUUGUCAUAGUUUUGGUAGAAAUAUAUAUAUAUAUGCCUGCUCGCUCAACAAAACAGCAAGAGCUGAAUGUUUCACUUGAAAGCUAUUCUUCUUGUCUGAUUUAUGAUCGCAAACCAUAUGAUAUAUAUAAUUGUUAUGAUUGUAAAAAAUAAAAAAAAAAAUAAAAAUCCCAAAGCUACCAGUUUGUGAUAUAAUUAUGUCAAAUAUACUGUGAGUGUUUGUGGCACCUUGGGAUAUUCCCUAAAACACUAAGGCUUUGCUCUGUAUGUCAUCAGGUUUCUUAUUAAAAAACAAAAAGCACAUUUGAUGAUGGUUUUGCUUUAGUACUUUCUUCUGAACUAUGUUUACCGUUGUCACACAUAAAUAUUUUAAAUUUACUUUUCAUUUAUUUAAAGCUAUUCUGAAGAGGAUUCUAUGUGUAAAAAUAAAAUAAAAUUGUAUUGGAAGAA